Messenger RNA from Gloeophyllum trabeum ATCC 11539, 999 nucleotides. Its product is annotated as RNA polymerase. Bases 70 to 543 code for a protein of 157 amino acids. The transcript has 4 exons. The record is from RefSeq and is a predicted model, not a curated record. Gene Ontology annotation, biological process: DNA-templated transcription. Lineage: Eukaryota; Fungi; Basidiomycota; Agaricomycetes; Gloeophyllales; Gloeophyllaceae. Gene Ontology annotation, cellular component: RNA polymerase I complex; RNA polymerase II, core complex; RNA polymerase III complex. Gene Ontology annotation, molecular function: DNA-directed RNA polymerase activity.
AUUGAAUCAUUCCUCAGGUCAAACUUCGCUGCUGUGAACAAGGCGCAUAGCGUUCACGUUCACCGGACCAUGGCUUCAAAUUCAUCAAAUAUUGUCUUCGAUGAUAUUUUCACCAUCGAGGAUAUAGACAAGGAGGGGAAGAAGUUCGAUCGCGUUUCUCGCCUAUAUGCACGAUCUAAGAACUAUGAUAUGCACUUGACCCUGGACUACAAUGUUGAGCUGUUCCCGUUACAGAAGGAUCAAAGCUUCGCACUCGCUUUAGCCUCGUCCCUGGUUAGAGGAGGCGCACCUGCUGGAGGCGCUACUGAGGAAGAGGAAAAGGACAAGGAUGUAUGGAGACCGGAUGGGAAGGGCAGAAGAGGCUUAGAGGAGGACUAUGACUACGUGAUGUACGGCAAGGUGUACAAAUUUGACGGUGGAACGGCUGAGAUGGUUACCGCGUAUGCGUCCUUCGGUGGUCUCCUCAUGUCACUCUAUGGAUCUUUCCGGCACAUGACAAGUAUCGUCCUCGGCGACCCUGUAUACCUACUGAUGCGCAAAUAAUGCAUCGUUAUUCCCCGUAGUUCGCGUCAACGAUGCGCGAGCGAAGGCCAGAGAGGGAUUUUGGGGUCGAAAAUCCGUCAAUAUUUUCAAGACCACCUAGGCACGUGACACACUCGCGUCUCACCUGCCACUCACUGCCGGAUCGUGAAGUGCGAAAACGAUGGAGUGCUCAUCAUAGGCUGGGCGGCACUUUACGAAGCCAAGACGCGGGUACAUGGACGGUAUGGAAGCCAGAUGUAGCUUGCUUGCCCGGAUUCUGACUGGUGGAUGCUGACGCGUGCAUGGGCUGGACCGUGGCUCGGAUUGCAGGGAAAGGGACAUUGGGGCACUUGUAUUGAUCACUCGUAAGGUAAUACAUGGAAAGUUAAUCAGUGAUGCGGUCAGGCCUUUGUACGGGUAGAACUAGUGGAAGAACCGUGUAGAGUAUCCAGCACAUCAUUGUCCUCCGUUACCAUC